Messenger RNA from Fomitopsis serialis, 387 nucleotides. RefSeq names its product ubiquinol-cytochrome-c reductase complex subunit 6. The transcript has 4 exons. The coding region runs from base 1 to 387 and encodes 128 amino acids. Lineage: Eukaryota; Fungi; Basidiomycota; Agaricomycetes; Polyporales; Fomitopsidaceae. Gene Ontology annotation, biological process: mitochondrial electron transport, ubiquinol to cytochrome c. The record is from RefSeq and is a predicted model, not a curated record.
AUGGUGCUCAGCAACCCCCUCGGUCCUUCUCUCGCCCCUGCUAUUCUUAAGAGCAGGGGGCUAUACAGAUACGUGAAGCCCUUCGCCGAUUGGUACGCUGGCCUGUCUGGCUACAGGAAGGUCGGCUACAAAUACGAUGACUUGCUCGUUGAGGAGCGUGACGACGUACAGAGGGCUUUGACGCGCUUGACUCCUCGCGAGGCAUACGACCGCCAGUUCCGGUUGAAGCGGGCUUCACACUGCAGUGUCCUCCACGAUGUCCUUCCCAAGGAGCAGUGGACAAAGCCCGAAGAGGAUGUCCGCUACCUCAAACCCCACGUAGAAAGCGUAGAGAAGGAGGCGCUCGAGAGAAGGGCCUGGGACAACAUGGUUCUCUCCAAGAAGUAA